CACCCGGAGUUUCUCGCGAAUGUCUUCUUUUUAAUGGACGUCCAUGUGGUGGUGUAAAUAAGCCAGCCGAAAUUUGAAGCACCAUUCAGAAAAAAUAUCUUUGGAAUAUUGCCACUCUUGAAUGUUUGUGUUGCCAUCCUUCUAAAUAUGCUAUUAGAAGCGGUGGACGGCGAUGAAACCACUGUGUUUAAAGAGGUUGCCGCCUCCGUGCAGGUUCAGGUGGAGCCUGUGGGCCGCUGGUUCGAGGCCUAUGUGAAGAGGAGAAACAGGAACGUGUCAACUUCCUUUCAGGAGUUGGAAGAGGAGGAGGAGUCUUCGGAGGAGUCAGAGGAUGAGGACUUUCAGCUGGUAGAGCAUCCGUUGCUCCGAACGCUCGAUCCAAAGGACUGGAAGAAUCAAGACCACUAUGCCGUCCUCGGUCUUCCGCACUUGCGAUACAAAGCCACUCAGAAACAGAUCAAAGCUGCCCACAAAGCCAUUGUGUUGAAGCACCAUCCCGACAAAAGGAAAGCUGCAGGAGAGCAGAUUUCCGAAGGCGACAAUGACUAUUUCACGUGUAUAACUAAAGCUAUCGAAGGCCUGUGCGACCCGGUGAAGAGGCGAGCCUUCGACAGUGUCGAUCCCACGUUCGACAACGGUGUACCUUCCAAGAGCGAAGGCAAAGAAAACUUUUUCCAGGUGUUUCCGGCUGUUUUUGAGAGGAAUUCCCGAUGGUCGACCAAAAAGCACGUGCCCAACCUUGGAACCGUUGAGUCCUCCUUUGAAGAAGUGGAUAACUUCUACUCAUUUUGGUACAAUUUUGAUUCAUGGAGGGAGUUCUCGUACUUGGAUGAAGAGGAGAAGGAGAAGGCUGAAUGUCGGGAUGAGAGGAGAUGGAUCGAAAAGCAGAACCGAGCCUCCAGAGCUCAGAGGAAGAAAGAGGAGAUGAUCCGAAUACGAACACUAGUUGACGCCGCCUACAGUUGUGAUCCGAGGAUAAAAAAGUUCAAAGAGGAGGAGAAAGCCCGGAAGGAGUCUGAGAAGAAGGCAAAAGCCGAAGCCAAGAAGAGAGACCAGGAAGAAAAGGAGCGAGUCCGACAGGCUGAGGUGGAGGCGGCUCGUUUGGCUAAAGAGAAAGAAGACGAAGAGGCCAAGCAGGUGGCUCAGCUGGCCAAAAAAGAGAAGGAGAUCCAGAAGAAAGCCAUUAAAAAGGAGAGGCAAAAGCUCAGGACAACCUGCAAGAACUGGAAUUACUUUGCUGACAAUGAGGCCGAAAACGUGAAGAUGAUGGAGGAGGUGGAGAAGCUCUGCGAUCGGCUGGAACUCACGAGCCUGCAGUCCCUCAAUGAAAUACUGGCCUCGGCUUCAAAGGAGGACAGUAAAGUUGCGGUCGAGAAGCAGUUGCAGGAGGUGAACGCGCAGCUCCAGAAGGAGAGGGACGCCGAGGUUCAGGCCACGCAGGCCUCUCGGAGCGCGGAGCAGGCCAGCGGAGGAGGUGGAGUGGGCGUUGGGAAAGGCUGGAACGAGGAAGACCUCCAGCUGCUCAUCAAGGCCGUCAACCUCUUCCCUGCUGGAACCAACGCCAGGUGGGAGGUUAUUGCCAACUAUAUGAAUUUACACUCGACAAGUGGGAUGAAGAGGACAGCCAAAGAUGUCAUCAACAAAGCCAAGAAUUUACAACGGCUUGAUCCAUUACAGAAAGAUGACAUCAACAGAAAAGCCUUUGAGAAAUUCAAGAAGGAGCAUAAUUCUGUGCCACCCACCCUCGACAACGCCGUGCCCUCAGAGAGGUUUGAAGCCCCUGGUGGUGACGGAAACGCAGCCCCGUGGACCACAGAGGAACAGAAGCUUCUAGAGCAGGCCCUCAAGACCUAUCCGGUCAGCACACCUGAACGGUGGGAGAAGAUAGCCGCCACCGUCCCCGGACGAAACAAGAAAGACUGUAUGAAGAGGUACAAGGAACUGGUGGAGAUGGUUAAAGCCAAGAAAGCUGCACAAGAGCAAGUAGCAAGCAAGAGUAAAAAAUGACAACACUCUGACAAUAGUAUCUUCAUUAUUAUUAUUAUUAUUAUAUAACAGUAUUGUGUUGGUCUUUAUU
Phyllopteryx taeniolatus (common seadragon) is the source of this 2077-nucleotide messenger RNA. It is a transcript of the gene dnajc2, whose product is annotated as DnaJ (Hsp40) homolog, subfamily C, member 2. Gene Ontology annotation, biological process: regulation of translational fidelity; 'de novo' cotranslational protein folding. Gene Ontology annotation, cellular component: cytosol. NCBI's taxonomy places the organism in Eukaryota, Metazoa, Chordata, Actinopteri, Syngnathiformes, Syngnathidae. The record is from RefSeq and is a predicted model, not a curated record. Gene Ontology annotation, molecular function: ribosome binding; Hsp70 protein binding. The transcript is spliced from 16 exons. Bases 148 to 2007 code for a protein of 619 amino acids.